Cylindrotheca closterium is the source of this 723-nucleotide messenger RNA. The record is from the annotation of a GenBank genome assembly. Lineage: Eukaryota; Bacillariophyta; Bacillariophyceae; Bacillariales; Bacillariaceae.
AUGCGACGAGGGAGUUCAGUUUCCACAAUGGCUGUGCUUCGGCUUCGUGGGGGUGAAGCCGAUGUGGAAAUGUCGGCAGAUGACGUCAUCCCAGUUGAGGAAACUGAGGCACAAAAAUCAUCAUCCACGCAAUCUGGGGUAGUUUCAAUGCCUUGGUUUUCUGCAAUCGCUUCCACCUGCGGGUCGCUGGGCAAGUAUUAUUCUGCACAAUUGGAGGUCAGGCCUAUCCUAACAAAGAGUUGGACGGCUGGAUUAAUAUUUGCCCUUUCUGACUACCUAGCGCAACGAAUAGAAAAACCUCAAGAAGGUGGCUCGUUUGACACUAAGCGUUUGAUAUUUACGACGAUGAUUGGUGCGCUUUACUUCGCUCCUGCUGCACACUACUGGUAUGAAGCAAUCUUUCACUUUCUGCCAGGAAAAGGGCUGGUAUCUACCUUUCAGAAGGCGUUGUUGGGUCAAGCGAUAUUCGGUCCUGCAUUUACAUGUAUCUUCUUUGCAUCUAGUCUGAUUCAAAACAAUACAUUUACAAUUGCCAACUGGGGAGCAAAAAUAAGAAGUGAUUUGCCUGGUGCUUGGCUGGCGGGCUCUGCUUUCUGGCCCAUUGUCGACAUCAUCUCUUAUUCCUUGAUUCCAGUUAGUUUGAUCCCUUUGUUUGUGAAUAUCUGUUCCUUGGUCUGGACCAUCUACCUUUCCAUCGUUGCCAACAAAGGGAGCGCAAGCUGA